CCCCCGCCCCGCGCAGUGUCGCCGCCUCCGCCGGCGGAGACCCCGAGCGGGAGUGACCGAGGGACCGCCGCGUCCGGCUCCAGAGCGAGCGGCGAGCGCGCGGUGCACACCAGCCGGCCGCCCGCGGAGCCCCGGAGCCCGGCGGCCGCCGCGAUGUUCCCCAAGGAGGCGACGUGGAACAUCUCGUUCGCGGGCUGCGGCUUCCUCGGCGUCUACCACGUCGGCGUGGCCUCCUGCCUCCGCGAGCACGCGCCCUUCCUGGUGGCCAACGCCACGCACAUCUACGGCGCCUCGGCCGGGGCGCUGACGGCCACGACGCUGGUCACCGGGGCCUGCCUGGGCGAGGCCGGUGCCAACAUCAUUGAGGUGUCUAAGGAGGCCCGGAAGCGGUUCUUGGGUCCGCUGCACCCCUCCUUCAACCUGGUGAAGAUCAUCCGUGGCUGCCUGCUGAGGAUCCUGCCUGCUGAAAGCCAUGAGCGGGCCAACGGGCGCCUGGGCAUCUCCCUGACCCGUGUCUCUGAUGGCGAGAAUGUGAUUAUAUCCCACUUCAACUCCAGGGAUGAGCUCGUCCAGGCCAAUGUCUGUAGCACCUUCAUUCCUGUGUACUGUGGCCUCAUCCCGCCCUCCCUCCAGGGCAUACGCUAUGUGGACGGCGGCAUCUCGGACAACCUGCCCCUCUACGAGCUCAAGAACACCAUCACAGUGUCCCCCUUCUCGGGCGAGAGUGACAUCUGCCCGCAGGACAGCUCCACCAACAUCCACGAGCUCCGGGUCACCAACACCAGCAUCCAGUUCAACCUGCGCAACCUCUACCGCCUCUCCAAGGCCCUGUUCCCUCCCGAGCCCAUGGUGCUGCGAGAGAUGUGCAAGCAGGGCUACAGGGACGGCCUGCGCUUCCUGCGGCGGAACGGCCUCCUGAACCAGCCCAACCCACUGUUGGCGCUGCCGGCCGCCCACCCCCAAGCCCCGAAGGACGAGGACGCGGAGGAGGCCGAGGCGGCCACGGAGAGGGCUCCAGCGGAGGGCCACUUGCAGCCGCCCGGGGAGGAUCACAUCCUGGAGCAUCUGCCUGCUCCGCUCAAUGAGGCCCUGCUGGAGGCCUGCGUGGAGCCCAAGGACCUGCUGACCACGCUGUCCAACAUGCUGCCCGUGCGUCUGGCCACGGCCAUGAUGGUGCCCUACACCCUGCCGCUGGAGAGUGCCGUCUCCUUCACCAUCCGCUUGCUGGAGUGGCUGCCCUACGUCCCUGAGGACAUCCGGUGGAUGAAGGAGCAGACGGGCAGCAUCUGCCAGUACCUGGUGAUGCGCGCCAAGAGGAAGCUGGGCAGCCACCUGCCCUCCAGGCUGUCAGAGCAGGUGGAGCUGCGCCGCUCCCAGUCGCUGCCCUCUGUGCCGCUGUCCUGCGCCGCUUACAGCGAGGUGCUGCCCAGCUGGAUGCGCAACAGCCUCUCGCUAGGGGACGCACUGGCCAAGUGGGAGGAGUGCCAGCGCCAGCUGCUGCUGGGUCUCUUCUGCACCAACGUGGCCUUCCCGCCGGACGCCCUGCGCAUGCGCGCCCCUGCCGAUCCUGCCCCCGCGCCCCCGCAGCCCCCGCCCAGCUUGCCCCCUUGCUGAGCGUCCCUGCUCCGGCUUUCCCCAGCCCCCUGGGGUCCCGGUGCUGAGGGCCGGUCCCCCCAGCUUCCCUGCCCCGUGAGGCGGGGCCCUGCGGGGGUUGAGAUUCCCGCCUCCCGGCCUCUCUCCAUACCCCCUGCGGAGUAAGGAGAAGGGGGCUUGGCUGUCAACCCUCCACCAACCGCUCACGGGCUGCACUGAGGAGGGCGAGGUGCAG
Molecule: messenger RNA, 1828 nt
Organism: Ceratotherium simum simum (southern white rhinoceros)
Lineage: Eukaryota; Metazoa; Chordata; Mammalia; Perissodactyla; Rhinocerotidae
Gene: PNPLA2
Product: patatin like domain 2, triacylglycerol lipase
Biological process (GO): positive regulation of triglyceride catabolic process; triglyceride catabolic process; lipid homeostasis
Cellular component (GO): membrane; cytoplasm; lipid droplet
Molecular function (GO): triacylglycerol lipase activity
Source: RefSeq, a predicted model, not a curated record